Molecule: messenger RNA, 1218 nt
Organism: Danaus plexippus (monarch butterfly)
Lineage: Eukaryota; Metazoa; Arthropoda; Insecta; Lepidoptera; Nymphalidae
Exons: 3
Coding region: 58-813 (251 amino acids)
Molecular function (GO): transmembrane monodehydroascorbate reductase activity
Source: RefSeq, a predicted model, not a curated record
AUUCACUUUAUUUUCGUUUUCUAUGAAGCAUUAAAGUAUUGUAAGGUAUACAUAGAAAUGUCUUCAAAUUCCGCUGAUUUGAACGGCACUGGCGCUGGGGUUGAAGUGGUUUCAGGAGGAAUUCCUGGUAACCAAAUGCCAAAGAUAGUUCCCACUGGCGAUGGAAGUUAUUGUUUAAAAAUAUUUCGAUCAUCAUUGAACUUAUUGGCCCAUUUAUUAAUCGGGAUAGUAGUUGGUGUGUCACUCCUGUACUGUUUUAGAGGAGGUUUGCCUCUUGGUACUACCGCGAUUCAUAUAGUGUUGUGUGUUAUUGGUUUUCAGUUACUUAUGUCCGAAGCAAUUUUAUCCCUCUGUCCGUAUAAUGGAUGGUCUAAUUACCUGAGAUUAACUGAUAAAAAGAGGACACACGCAAUACUACAGAUGGCUGGCUCAAUUCUAGCGCUUGCCGGAUGUUUCAUUAUGAGCAUUUCAAAAAAUGUUAAUUUCAAUACAUUACAUGGAAAGUUUGCCUUAGUUGCAAUGGUCUUUACUGUAGCCGGUUUCUUGAAUGGCUGGACUUCGUGGUACUCUCAAGAAUUACGUAAUUGUCUACCACCCGCUCUGUCCAAAAUAACGCAUAUCGUGUUUGGUAUCGUUGCUUACGCCAUGUCCGCUGUAACACUGUGCUAUGGUUUGAAUAAAGGCAGCUUCAGAGGUUGGGCAUCCGAGGACUUCACAUACACUCUCAUGGCUUUCACCGGCUGUUUCACCUUUAUUUGCAUCAUCAGCCCACUUUUCAAUUGCUUUAGUAAAACGGCCGCACUUAUAAAAUGAAAAAAAAUUGAAUUUUUAUAUAGAAUCUCAUAAUUCCAUCCUUGUGAUUGAUUUUUGUUUAAUCAUAUUUUUGUAGCACACAUAAAUAUAACAACAAUAUAAAAUUAAUUGGGUGCCAAAAUGUGAUUUUUUUCUAAUUUUUUUUUUGUAAGGAUAUAAGAUAACUUUACAUAGAUAAUGAUAAUAAAAUAAUAAAUGAGAUUUGUACCAGCGAUUAUUUACAAAAUGUCUUGCGAUCUAGCUACAUAAUUGUGUAUUGAUAGAAAGGUACGCUUAUAAUAUUAAAAAAAUAUGUUUAUUGUAAUGAAAUGUUUACAAAAUAUGUUUAUUCAUGUCGUUCCAAUAAAAUUGGUCUCAUUUCACUUUACCUUUGAAAUAGAACCUUUCAGCGAUGUCGUCUGAAAC